AUGAUUCAUGUUUGUGUGAAUCUUGGCAAUAUUUGCUUGUGAUUUGUAGUAGUUUACUUGGAAUUCCGAGAAAACAACAGGAAAACAAAAUCCCUGGGGCUUGCUCAUCUUCCAGAUUUCUUAUUUCAUCUAUUGUGCAAUAUCUGCAUCUGCAAGUGUAUUAUUCAUUGUGAAUUGUGUACCAGAAAUUGACAUAGCAGAGAAAGUGUUUUCAAAAUGAUGGCUAAUCCCAUUCAGGUGAAUGUACCUGGUACUAUGGGAGGGGUUCCGAGGGUUUCUCCCACGCAGGUGAACAACAAAGCAAGAGGUGGAAGGAAACUAAGGGUGCCACCUGGACUAAAAAUCCAUAAUCCAAACUUGGAGCCUCCAAAAAGUCCAGUGCCUCCAAGAAAUUUGGACUCCAAAGCCACAAUUAAGAUCAAUGACAAACAGUUUGAGAUUGAGGCCAGUGACCUUCAGCUUAUCCAAAAUCUUGGUCGGGGUGCUUUUGGUAUUGUUGAUAAAAUGAUGCACAGACCAAGUGGGGCUAUAGUAGCAGUAAAGAGAAUCACUGUAACAGUAAAUAAUGAGGAACAGAAACGUUUAUUAAUGGAUUUAGAUGUAUCUAUGAGGAGUGGCUCAUGUCCGUAUACAGUACAGUUUUACGGUGCUUUGUUUAGAGAGGGUGAUGUUUGGAUAUGUAUGGAGGUAAUGGACACAUCAUUAGAUAAAUUCUAUAAAAAGAUUUAUGAAGAUGGUCAGCAUAUACCAGAGACUGUUUUAGCAAUUAUCACUUUUUCUGUUGUAAAGGCUUUACAUUAUUUGAAGACAGAGUUAAAAGUGAUGCAUCGAGAUGUUAAGCCAUCUAAUAUAUUAAUAAACAAGGUAGCCCAAGUUAAAAUCUGUGAUUUUGGUAUCUCUGGUCAGUUAGUAGAUUCUGUUGCAAAGACCCAGGAUGCUGGAUGUAAACCUUACAUGGCACCUGAGAGAAUUAAUCCCAAAGAAGGACAAACAGGUUAUGAUAUCAAAGCAGAUGUGUGGAGUCUAGGAAUUACUAUGAUUGAGUUAGCAACAGGAAGUUUUCCGUACAAGAAAUGGAACACACCAUUUGAACAAUUGAAACAAGUGGUACAAGAUCCCCCUCCCAAACUGCCAUCUGGACAGUUCUCUUCAGAAUUUGAUGAAUUUAUAACAUGCUGUUUACAUAAAGAUGUACAGCAAAGGGCCAAUUAUACUGAACUGUUAGAACACCCAUUUGUUAAAAAGGGUGAAACCACAGACUUUGAUAUAACUAAAUAUGUAGAAGGAGUGUUUGAAAAAUAUGGGGAUUUAAAUGAACAACCAAGUUAAUGAAAACUGUGUUUAGACUUUUGUGGCGUGUGCAUGAAGCCUGGAGAAAGAGAUGGAUGGAAGGAAGAUAUCAUCACCAUUAAUAGUUUUUCAUUCAGUGCUUUAAAAAUAUCUUUUCUACCUAUUUUUAUAUAUAUUUUAUGUAUGCAAUGAAAGAUGAUAAGUCUUCCUGUCAAAAAUGGUAUUUUGGUCGUUAAAAGCACUAAAUUUGUUUACUUCUAUAUAAUGAAGCAUUCUUUAUUCCAUACUUUUAUCAAUUUUAAAAACUGCUGAGAUAACAGCUUUUAUUUUUUAAUUACAAGAGUGUGUGGCUGAGAAACUGAUAACCGUUUUUUUUUAAAUGGUUGAAGAAGAGUAGAAAUCAAGUUAAAACUGCCAUGUAAAUGAUUUAAACUUUGUUAAUAACAGUUAUGUUAUGCAUAUUUGUUUAUUUAUUUGACAGCCAAUUUUUGAGAAAAGCAUUUUGCUAUUAUUGAAUUGUCAGAUAUAAUAUAUAUAGAAUAAAUCAUAUUGAUAUAUUUAUUUACAAUGUGAUUAGAUAACAUAAAUGAAUAAAAAGUGUUAAAAAAUCAAAGAAAUGAAGAAUAUGGGUUAUUGAGAAUGAAAUUUUGAAAUUCUAUUUUGUUCAGCUGAUUGUAAAUAUAACUUAAAAAGUUCAGAAGUUUUCAUAUCAUUGUGCAUUAAUCUACUUCUAAACUUGCCAAGAACUUUACAGAUGAGACUUAUAUAAGGUUCACAAGUUACAAUUAUUUCUAAAAUAUGAAAGUUGAUCUUGUGAAUGCGUUUAAAGAAUCUGACGAUAACUUUUCAGUUUUUGUUUUUUUUUUCAUUUUUAGAGUAAGAGCUAUUAAUAUGUUGUUACAGAAGUAUUCAUAUUAUUUGUACUGGUAUUACAUACCUUUUUUUUUAAACUGAGAGCAAUUAGGAUUUGAAGAAUACUGGUUACCUCCCAUUGUUACUUUUGGUGACCAGUAUAAAAUAAAUAUUAAGUUUCAACUGUGAUAAUGAAAUGUGUUUGGUAUGAUUAUUUAUAAUUAAUAUAUUUAAGAAGGUCAAUAUUUUCUAUACUGUUGUUUUCGUGUUUUAGAUAUUUAAGAAAUCAUGAUAAAAUGAGAUAUUGUUGGAAGACAGCACCAAAAUACGUUUUUUUAUUUUAGUAAUGUUUUUAAAUACUUUAAGCUCAUUAAGCAGAAGGCCUUGUGAGUUUUUGCUAUCAUUUGCUGUUGGUCAUUUGCUGUCUGCCAAUUUUUUAUAGAUUUUAUUUGUUUGAAACUUAAUACAGUCUUUGUCAAGAUUUAACUAAAAUAGGGUUCUUAUUUACAGCAUUUUGGAAGGAUCUAAUUAUAGAAAAUGAAAAUUGAAGUUUAUACAAAGUAAUAGAGUGUGCACUAUACCCUAUAUUGCUUAAUUGGAAACUCAAUUUUGAUAAGAACUGUCAAUGUAUUUCAUUUUUUGUAAUUCAAUUCUGAAAAGAAAAUGAAGUGAAGCCAAAACACUUAUAUAGAUGUAUGGGUGGAAUAGAACCAUUGUAAAAGUAUAGGCAGAGAUUGUAGAUGACCGAUAUAUACUCUUUGGAGCCUCUAGUUUACAAUUCAUAUCUAAAUUUUAAAAUAUUUUAAUGUUGAUAAGAGUAAAUUUUUGUAUAGAUUUUGUAGAUAUGGUUUUAAUGUAAUAUUUUAUAUGCAAAGAGAAAAAUUACAUUGCAUGAAAUACAUUGUAGUUCCUAUUUUAUAAAGCAACCUGACAUUUUUAAAGCAAUAUGUUAAUGCAAAUUAACAUACAAAGCUAAAAAAACAAAAACAUAAAACACACUUUUAGCAUGCAAGAUAAAUGAAGAGAUUCUGUUUACACUUUGAUAAGUUUUAGGUUUGGUAUAUUUUAUAUUAAGCACUAAAUUGUCAUUUCACAAAGUCUAAUAUUUUAUUUGUAUUUUAUUCAUUCAUGUUUUUGAAGAGUUACAUUCAUACAAAAUGAUGUCAUCAAGUUAAAAACAAAAAAAUAUUAAUUUAGAUUGAUUAUUUGCAAAUAUUUGUGUGAAUAUUAAAACCAAUCAUCAUAAACUAUUUCAUAAAUAUUUUACCUUUUUAAAUCAUAGUGGUUUUGAAACAGGAAAACAGUUUCUUUCUGAAAGUAUGACUGAUUUAUUAUAUUGAUAUUUCCCUUUAAUUAGAAACAAAAAUGUAGAUCCACUGGCAUACUCCCAGUUAUUGAUACAUUUCUUCCAGAGAUUAUUCAUGGUAUGUUAUAAACAUUCCUGAUUGUUUCUGAAUUUUUAGGGCUAUGUAUAGAAAGAAAUCCAUCUUUAUUUGUUUCAUAAAAGUAUUCACCUGAAAUCAUUACUACAGCACAGUCAACAGAGUGACUGAAUUGUGUUUAAUUCUUUGCAGAUGCUCUUGUUUAGUUCAUUUAUUGAAUAGAAAUUAAAGUUGUCUGUAAUACAUCAGUUAAUAUUUUUUCCUUCUAAUUCAUUGACAUAUUGACAUACCAAAUAUUUAAGCAGUUAGUUAAAAAAAAAUAAGAUUCAUAUUCAUUAUUGAUGUCUUUGUUUGCCAAAAAAAAUGAAAAAUUAUAUAAAAUUAUAUGUUCAUUUUGCAUAAAACUUGGAUUUAUGGAAAUGUCUGCAUCUGACAUUUCAAAGUAUUGCAUAUGUAUUUAAUAUCAAAUAUUAAUUAUGCUUUAUUUAAAUUGAAUAACAUGUAAUGAAAUAUUGUCAAAUGUUAAAAUUAAUAUGUAGUUUAAGAAAGACUUUUAGUUUUGGUCAUGACAAAUUUUGUUUAUUUCAUUUUAAUUGUAAUAUCAUUUUUUAAAUUUCUUGUAAAUAACCAUUCAUAUUAUUAUAAGAUUCCUUGUGAGUCGAUUGUUUAUUUAUUGUGACCACGAUAGGGUUUGAUUCACUAUAGGGGUGAGUGAGAGAGAUGUUAUUGUUAUGAGUGAGAGGGAGCGAUGAUUGUUAUUUAUUGUGCUCAUAUCUCAGGAGAAGAAGCUUGUGAUCUGGAGCAUGGUUAUAUUUUAUACUCCCAUACGUUGAUAUAUGUUGUUGAUAUUUGAGCAAACCAUUUAUUUGUAUAAAAGGAAUUCACUAUAUUAAAGAAUAAAUAAAAAUAAUGAACAGAGAUAA
Messenger RNA from Mytilus trossulus (common blue mussel), 4447 nucleotides. RefSeq names its product dual specificity mitogen-activated protein kinase kinase 6-like. NCBI's taxonomy places the organism in Eukaryota, Metazoa, Mollusca, Bivalvia, Mytilida, Mytilidae. The transcript has 9 exons. The record is from RefSeq and is a predicted model, not a curated record. Gene Ontology annotation, biological process: stress-activated MAPK cascade; protein phosphorylation. Bases 217 to 1329 code for a protein of 370 amino acids. Gene Ontology annotation, molecular function: MAP kinase kinase activity; ATP binding.